AUGGUUCUUAUAGCCGCUUCUGUUUUUACAAAAUCUGGGAAAGCGUUGGUUACUCGCCAAUAUGUGGCUGACAUGACAAGGGCUAGAUUAGAAGGACUUUUGGAUGCCUUUCCAAAACUUGUGACUUCUGACAAAAGUCAACGUCAGCAUACUUUUGUCGAGACAGACAGUGUUCGUUAUGUUUAUCAACCAAUGGAUAGUAUUUAUAUGGUUUUAAUUACAACAAAAGCUUCAAAUAUUUUGGAGGAUCUGGAAACUUUACGCCUUUUUGCUCGUUUGAUUCCUGAAUAUUGUCGUUCCAAUGAAGAGUCAGAAAUUGCAAAUAAAGCAUUUGAUUUAAUAUUUGCUUUUGAUGAAGUUGUUGUUUUGGGUUAUCGUGAAAGUGUUAAUUUGGCACAAGUUCGGACUUUUACUGAUAUGGAUUCGCAUGAAGAACGAGUUUUUAAUCAAAUGCAAAUUGCUCAACAAAAAGCUGCAUUGUCUUUGAUGAAAGAAAAGGAAAAAGAAAUUAAACGCCAAGAAAAACUAAAAAAGCAUUUGAAGAGUGGGAUUUCAGGUUUAUUCUAA
Messenger RNA from Meloidogyne enterolobii, 567 nucleotides. NCBI's taxonomy places the organism in Eukaryota, Metazoa, Nematoda, Chromadorea, Rhabditida, Meloidogynidae. The record is from the annotation of a GenBank genome assembly.